Cinara cedri is the source of this 2703-nucleotide messenger RNA. The record is from the annotation of a GenBank genome assembly. Lineage: Eukaryota; Metazoa; Arthropoda; Insecta; Hemiptera; Aphididae.
UUUGAGUAAUGAUUAAGUGAGUAAUCAUGUAAAUAAAUAAAUUGAAUUUUUAAAAUUCUAUUCAGGAUUUAUAUUGGAUGGCUUUUAAGGUAGGUGAAUAUUUUCUUAAAUAAGUAAGUUAAUUAUUUAACCUAUACAAUAUUGCAACUGUUAUAGUACCUUAUACUCUACAUAUUAUUUAUAGUUAAUCUUGGAAUUAUCUUAUGUGAGUCGUAAAUCGGUUCGAUUGGAAUGGAACAAGCAACCAAAUAUUUUAGAUCCUUUAUUCAAAUUGUAUAUGAACGAAAAUGGUCGAAAUUGGAUUAUUGUGUAUAAGUAAAAUUAUUAAAUAACAUUAUUAAUCAUAGUAAAUAAUAAAAACUUAAUAAAAAUGUUUUAGAGGGUACCGUAACUAUUUUUGUGUCAACAAUUUAUGUUGCGGUUGCACGUAUAAUUUUAAACUAUGCAUGGUGUCAAAUGAUGAAAUUUCAGCAACUGUUAGUUAUACUACAAAGAGUAUGGCCUAUAAUUUAUUUUUAUUUUAAAAUAUUUUUCAUAUACAAAUAUGAAAUUUAGUUUUUAUGUAUACCAUCAAUGCCUUGACAAUGUGAGGAGUAUUGGUUUAACAAGGCUGUUUUGUGGGUUUGAAGUACCUACUUGUUUGCUACUUAAUUGUAGUUUAGACAAGUUCUAUUUAUAAUAAUUAAAUGUAAACACAUGAUUCAUUUAUAAGUAUUACAUUUUAAAUAAAACUUGCAAAGUUAAAAAUUUAGUACCCACUUAAAUAUCAAUUCUUUUUUUGGCAAAGCUGACAAACUUGGCUCCUUUUUCAGAAUUAUAUCUUUGGUUGAUUAUCACUCAUUUAUGUAAUGCUACAUUCUACCUAAUUAUAUAGGUAUAUUAUAUGAAAAUAUAAAGCCAUGUAACAUACAUGGCUUUAUAGUAUAAAUCCCAAAAUAGCACCUUUUUUUUUUAUUUCUCUCUUAUUAAUCUAAGGUGUUUAUUAUAAUACUAUAUAUCAAAUUAACAGAUAAAAAUAUUCUAUACACAGUGGUUUUGAUCGCCUCAGAACACAACAUUUAAAAGAAUUGCUGCUGAGUGGCUACGUGUAAAAGGACCCUAACUUAAUAUCUGAAAGAUAACCAUUUUUCUUGAUGUUGAUAAAAGCAGAGUAAUUAGUACUAAAUAAAUUAAAUGAAAUUGUUUAAAUUAUUUAAAGAAAUAAAUUUAUAAAUGAUUGCAUACCAAUUUGAAGACUUGAAAUCAAUAACAGACUGCAAAAAAAUAAUUAAGUUAGACCCAAAAAAACUGAACUAUAUACCAUAUUUAUAAUAGUAGUCUACAAGGCCCAACAAAAUCAUGUACCAUGGCUGCUGAUGAGGUCAUAACAAGAAGAACAUAAGAUAAACAUUUUGGUACUUAACCUAUUAUUGAUUUCAAGUCUUCGUUUAUUGACAAUUCCCAAGUGAGGAGAAAUACUUUUUAAAUAUAAUUGGUUUACGUAUUGUAUAAUAUAUAAGUAUAAUGUAAAAUAUAAAUAUGAAAGCAAAUAUUAUACAUUUAUACCUAAAAUUAUAAUUUUUCUUUUAAAAUUAUAUCUAUUUUGAGAUUUGGGAGUAUUAUCGCUCUCAUUCCUACCUUGUAUCCAGCCUCCAUAUUUUAAAAACUUGGUGCCUAUAAUUCUGUACCUGUAUUAACAAUAUCAUAUUUCAACUCUAUACAUUUAAGUUAUCAUUAAGAUAAAAAAUACUUAAUCUACUCAAGAUUUUCAACUAAUCUUGAUUGUAAGUAAUAACUUUAAAAUGUUUUUAUUUAAUUUGAUAAAUAUUUUUAUUUAGAUGACUUUCCAAGUAUUACUGCAUUUCAUCAUAGUAUUUCUCAAAAUCUACCUUUGCUUUUUCGGGAGUUCUUAGAUACAAGAGCUAAAGAUAUAAAUGUAUACAAUGAAUUGGGCCAAUCGGGCUUGUUUAAAGCCUGUGCAGCUGGCCAUAAUGAUAUGGUACUUACUCUCAUACGAUUUGGUGCAGAUGUAAAUUUACCCAACAUGUUUACUAAAGUCACUCCACUAAUGACUGCAGCCUACCAUGGUUAUUGUGAUGUAAUAAGAAUACUAGCUCAUAAUGAUGCUGAUGCUUCUCUAAGAGAUAUGUUUGUAUACCAAAAAUAUUUAGACUAAGAAAUAUAAACUAAGUAUUUAACUUUUUUUUUUAAAUAAAAUAAAUAAUUAAUGUAUUUAUUAUUCCCUUAUAAUUAGAAACUCAAAAACAGCACUUCAUUAUGCCGUAGAUGGAUCAAAAAAUAAUGCAGUUAAGAUGCUUUUAGAAGAAAAAUGGUGUAAUGUAAAUUUAGUAGACUCUAGAGGUUGGACACCAAUAAUGAGAGCAGGUAUAUACUAGCAUAAUUAUUAAUUUAUUACAGUUAAUAAUUAUUAAUAAAUAUUAUACAAAUGUAGUUAAUUAUAAUAAACUAAAAUCAACAUUUUUUGAAAUACUUGUUAUUUAAGUAUGUUUUGAUGUACAUAAUAUUAAAAUACUUUUUUUUUGUAGUAUUGAUAUUUGCUAAUUUGGAUGUUAUCAAGACACUCAUUAAUCAUGGUUCAGAUCUCAAAAUUAAAGAUAAAAAUGGUCAAAAUGUUUGGCAAUUAGCUCAUUUAUCAAAUAACUGGGAAGCUUUAAAAAUAUUACCAGACUAAGUCAUUAAGUUGUUUGUCUGUAAUAACUAAUG